AUGGCAGAAGAUGAGCCUGAUAUUAAGAGCCCAAAGACUGGGAGUAGGGCCCCCCCAGGAAACUCAGAGGCAGGUGAACCCACCACCCUUCUUCAGAAGCUCAGAGGUACCAUUUCCAAGGCGGUGCAGGCCAAAGUGGAGGGAAUUCUGCAAGAUGUACAGAAAUUCUCAGACAAUGACAAGCUGUAUCUCUACCUUCAGCUCCCCUCAGGGCCCAGUACUGGAGACAAAAGCUCAGAACCAAGUACACUCAGCAAUGAAGAGUACAUGUAUGCCUGUAGGUGGAUCCGCAAUCACCUGGAAGAACACACAGACACCUGUCUGCCAAAGCAAAGUGUUUAUGAUGCCUAUCGGAAGUACUGUGAGAGCCUUGCCUGUUGCCGCCCACUCAGUACAGCCAACUUUGGCAAAAUCAUCAGAGAGAUUUUCCCUGACAUCAAGGCACGAAGGCUGGGUGGCCGGGGUCAGUCCAAAUAUUGCUACAGUGGCAUACGAAGAAAGACUUUGGUAUCUAUGCCACCCCUGCCUGGACUUGACCUGAAGGGUUCUGAGAGUCCAGAAAUGGGUCCAGAAGUAACCCCAGCUCCUCGGGAUGAACUGGUAGAGGCAGCCUGUGCCCUGACCUGUGACUGGGCAGAGCGAAUCCUGAAACGAUCUUUCAGUUCCAUCGUAGAAGUUGCCCGCUUUCUACUACAGCAGCAUCUCAUCUCGGCCAGAUCUGCACAUGCCCAUGUGCUCAAGGCCAUGGGGCCUGCUGAAGAGGAUGAACAUGCCCCUCGGGAGCGGUCAUCUAAAUCCAAGAAUGGUGUAGAGAAUUUGGAAGGUGGAACUCAUAAGAAAUCAGAGAGACCAGCCCAGCCUCCUAAGGAGCUAGAACCCCGGGCUGGGGCUGGCUCCUUGGCACGUGGAGAGCGGAAGAAGAAUGUAGUUGAGACCAGAGCCCCAGCAGCUAAUAACCCACAGGUUAAUGCCCUGGUAGCUAGGUUACCUGUGCUACUCCCCAGGACCCCUCGCCCACAUAUUCAGCCAAUCAGAGUCUCUCCACCUAUCCUGGCCCCUAGGCUUUCUUCAGGCCCCUUAAAAGUGGCUACCCUGCCUCUACCCAGUAGGGCUGGAGGACCUCAGGCAGCUGUGCCCAUUAUUAAUAUGAUUUUACCAACUGUUCCUGCUUUGCCUGGGCGGGCUGCACCUCUGGGUCUCACUCAGCCCCGGUGCACAGAGAACAGGGAGGUGGGCAUAGGAGGUAACCCAGGACCCGUGGACAAGGGCAUCAAGAGGACAGCUGAAGUACCUGUGAGCGAGGCCAGUGGACAAGACUUACUAGCUAAGACAAUAAAGCAGGAGAUAGAGGAUACAGGAGCUGAUGCCAAAAGGAAACGGGGACGCCCUCGAAAAAAAUCAGGUGGAAGCAAAGAAAGGAAUUCUACCCCUGAGAAGUCUACAGCCACCAUAGACUCUUCCCAGUCCUCAAAAUUACCAUGGGGCCCUGGAGGGGAAAGCAACACAGCCGGAAGGUUAGACAGGCCGAGACAAACAGGAGAGGCUGAAAAGGGAACAGUGCUUGUCCAGGGUCAGGAAGAUGGUGCUAUUUCCAAAGGGGCAAGGGGCUCCAGUUCUCGGCAUGCCAAAGAAACAGAAGAUAAGAUUCUUUUCACCCCUAAAGUGAGUGUCAUCAAGGGCAGUAGAAGCCAGAAGGAAGCUCUUCAUUUGGUCAAAGAAGAAACAGAGACUGCAACACAGAGUAACAAAGAUUUAAAAGGGCAUGUUCCUCAAAGUUCUGUACCCUGUGAGCAUAAGGACUCCAAAGCAACACCCCCAUGA
This is a messenger RNA of Elephantulus edwardii (Cape elephant shrew), 1821 nucleotides long. RefSeq names its product regulatory factor X, 5 (influences HLA class II expression) (gene RFX5). Bases 1 to 1821 code for a protein of 606 amino acids. The record is from RefSeq and is a predicted model, not a curated record. Gene Ontology annotation, molecular function: RNA polymerase II cis-regulatory region sequence-specific DNA binding; DNA-binding transcription factor activity, RNA polymerase II-specific. The transcript has 9 exons. Gene Ontology annotation, biological process: regulation of transcription by RNA polymerase II. NCBI's taxonomy places the organism in Eukaryota, Metazoa, Chordata, Mammalia, Macroscelidea, Macroscelididae.